Molecule: messenger RNA, 600 nt
Organism: Prorocentrum cordatum
Lineage: Eukaryota; Dinophyceae; Prorocentrales; Prorocentraceae
Source: the annotation of a GenBank genome assembly
GUGUGGGCCGACGUGGAAGCCGACGAAGCGACCUCUGACAAGUUUGACUUGAUUGACGGCCCCGAGCCGUUGGAGACCCUCCUCGCCCAGUCGUGUGGGAGCAGUGGUUGGGCAUUGCAGCGCGGUGGGCCGCGCGCUCUGGCCCUUGCGAGACUGAGCUCCGAAAUGGCGGCGAAGCGUGCACUUGGCCCUGGGGCCGUGCGCAGGGUAGAGUGGAAGUCCCUUGCUGAGCGGUGGCGGAAAGAUGGCGAUGUAGUUUUUCAAUGUGAUUCGGCGCGUUCUCGCAAAUUACGCGUGCCUGGCGUGAUCCACGACUUCGCUGUUCACAAGAAGAAGUACAGGAGCGUCGGCGGCAAGAGGGUGCUCAUUUUCCCCGAGUGCGCCGAGCUGAAGAAUCGCGCACUCCCAUCGGGCAAGCACCUCAGGGUCAUGAGCGGCGCGCAGAUCAUUGACCGUGCGUGGCGCUUCAUCAGAGACCGCAUGCGCAGGGGCGCCAAUGCCGAGGCGGAAACCAAGCUGCUCGCCACAAGAUCCGGCGGCGCGUGGGCCAUGACGGGGGGGGCGGGGCAGCGCAUCAUGCGCGACGUGCUGACGGCGUGA